CCGAAGGAGCCUCAUUCCUGGUUCAAUCCAUUCCCAAGAUAUUUUUAGGAAUAUCUCGCCGAAAGGAAACUUUGAACAAAGCAAGGCCAUGAUCACAGCGGCAGAGUAUGGAGAAACAUCAUGGGAGCUGGCAGUGCAGGUGGAUCAAAGAGUUGGGGAUGAGUCCAUGAAAUUUAAGCUUCGAGUGAAGGGAGACUUGCAUAUUGGCGGCCUCAUGCUAAAGCUGGUUGAGAAGAUCAAAGCACCUCAGGACUGGUCAGAUCAUGCCUUGUGGUGGGAACAGAGGAAAUGCUGGCUACUCAAGACCCACUGGACGCUGGAUAAGUAUGGAAUUCAGGCUGAUGCUGUCCUGCGAUACACACCCCAGCACAAACCCCUGUUACUGCAGCUCCCAAACAUGAAAACCGUCAAAAUGACCGUCAGCUUCUCCAGUGUGGUCUUUAAAGCAGUGACAGAGAUCUGUCGAGUACUCAACAUAAGGAGAGCAGAGGAACUGUCCCUGCUUAAGCCUCCAGAUGAUCCCUCUAAGAAGAAGAAGAAGAAAGACAAGGACUCGUCACAGGACAUCUGGGACAUUGAUUUACUCAGCGGGGGACCAGGAGGCACAGGUCCCAUGUACAGUAAGACCAUGACAGCCACAUAUGAUCCAGAGAAUGGGAUGCCGGUGUCAGCCACCAGCCUUUGGUUUGGAGAAAAUCCUCUCGCUGAGUCACAGCCAAACCUACCGCCUGCUGAGCUGGCCAAGUUGUACCAGCCGCUCUCACUAGUGGACAAAGCAGUCAACAAUGCAGGGUGGUUGGACUCAUCUCGCUCUCUUAUGGAGCAGGACAUUCAAGACGAAGAAAGGCUGCUGCUUCGCUUCAAGUACAAUGUGUUCUUUGACCUCAAUCCAAAAUAUGAUGCUGUCAGAAUAACACAGCUGUAUGAACAAGCCCGCUGGUCCAUCCUGCUGGAAGAGAUAGACUGCACUGAGGAGGAAAUGCUGAUGUUUGCUUCUUUACAGUAUCACAUUUGUAAGCUGACCAUGUCAAGCGAGCCUCUGGACCGCUCCAACGAACCAGAAAUAGAUGAAGUAGAGGCUGCUCUGUCCAACCUGGAGGUGACACUUGAAGGCGGACACUCAGACAGAAUUCUGGAAGACAUUACCGACAUUCCAGAGCUGGCAGAUUCCCUCCGCCUGUUCAGGCCUAAAAGACUAACACUGCGGCCAUACAAAGAGUACUGGUUUGUAUUCAAGGACACAACCAUCUCCUACUUCAAAAACAAAGAAACGUCCAAUGGAGAACCAAUAGAGCAGUUUCACCUCAGAGGUUGUGAGGUUGUCCCCGAUGUCAAUGUGACUGACAAGAAGUUUGGCAUCAAGCUCCUGCUUCCUGUUGCUGAUGGGAUGAAUGAAGUGUACAUCCGAUGUGACAAUGAAACACAGUAUGCAAAAUGGAAAGCUGCAUGUGUCCUGGCCUCAAAGGGCAAGACGAUGGCCUACAGCUCCUACAAGUCAGAGGUGAAGAACAUCCAGUCCUUUUUGCAAAUGAAGGUCCUGGCGCCCCCUCCUGGUCAAGCAGCUCCUGACAUAGAAUCUAUGGAGAUGAAUGCUGAGUGUUUUGUUUCCCCAAGAUACGCCAAGAAGCACAAGACCAAACAGCUAACAGCACGUAUCCUGGAGGCCCAUCAAAACAUAGCCCGGCUGUCACUGAUGGAGGCCAAGAUGCGGUUUAUCCAAGCCUGGCAGUCACUUCCAGAGUUUGGUAUCAACUACUACAUUGUCAGGUUCAGAGGCAGUAAGAAGGAUGAGAUCCUGGGGAUCUCAUACAACCGUCUGAUUCGUAUUGACAUGUCCUCUGGUCUGCCUGUCACCACAUGGAGGUUCGCCAACAUGAAGCAGUGGAAUGUUAACUGGGAGAUCAGACAGGUGACCAUUGAGUUUGACCAGAAUGUGUCGAUAGCUUUCUGCUGUUUGAGCUGCGACUGCAAGGUGGUGCACGAGUUCAUCGGCGGUUACAUCUUUCUCUCCACAAGAUCAAAAGACCAGAAUGAGACACUAGAUGAAGACUUGUUCCAUAAACUCACUGGAGGCCAAGAAUGAGCAAAGACAUAAGCCUUCCCAUCCUAUAGUACAACUAAUGUUCAUGUUACAAUGUGAAAGUGCAGAACGCAUCUACUGUAGGAAUAUUCACCCUGAAAACUGAGCUAGUAACUGCAAGAAACUCCACAUCAUCAUUUAUCCUGCCAUAAUGUACCCUGCACUAAAAAAAUAAUGGUGUUAAUGUAAAUACAGUAUUUAGUCCAGAUUUGUCUGUCUGUCAAAACUGGGAUUAACUGACAUUCAUGAGAUUUUUAAGGUCCAAAAGAAGAAAAAUGACUGUGCAAAACAAUAAGGGGUGUUUUUGUAUUUUACAGCUUGUUUUACUUUUUUAA
This is a messenger RNA of Cheilinus undulatus (humphead wrasse), 2415 nucleotides long. RefSeq names its product FERM domain containing kindlin 1 (gene fermt1). The transcript has 16 exons. Bases 89 to 2083 code for a protein of 664 amino acids. Gene Ontology annotation, biological process: integrin-mediated signaling pathway; cell-matrix adhesion. Lineage: Eukaryota; Metazoa; Chordata; Actinopteri; Labriformes; Labridae. Gene Ontology annotation, cellular component: focal adhesion. The record is from RefSeq and is a predicted model, not a curated record. Gene Ontology annotation, molecular function: integrin binding.